AAAAUAAAAUCAAGAACAGUGACCUAACAAAAACACAAAUGAAUUUACAUGCUAAAACAUUGGCUCAUGACAACUUAUCCAAGAAAUGCAACCUGAUGCAGCAACAAAAAGUGGAGCAGAUGUCGCUACUAAGAGUGUCCCAGGGACAUUCGAUAGCCCUGGCUAAAGACGUGGCUGCCCUGAGACAAGAGAACGUACAACAGUACAAGAACUACCAGGAUCUGAUGGCCGACAGAGCUCGGCUGCGCGCCAAUUUGUUUCUCGUGAAGACUCAUUAUUACGAGGCCGAGGACAAAUGCCAGGUUCUGCGCAACGAGAAGGAGAUGCAGAAGUUUUACGCUGACCAGCUAGAAAUGCAAGCAGCCGAAAUGCAGAGAAAACUGCAGUCUGUGGUGCAGACGAACAUACAGCUGUACUGUGAGAACACCACACAGGAGGAAGUUGCUGUUUUGCAGAACAACCAGUACAAAAUCAAAGAGAAAGAGAUCCAAGGUUUGGAGUUUGCAAGUCAAGAACAAAAUGAAGUCAUUGCGAAACUGGAAAACGCCGGCAAGGAGAAACAACAUACCAUUGAACAAUUGUCAGCGGAGGUGAUAACACUGGGAGCCCAAGUCAAGACCAAUAAGACACAGAUCCAGACCCUGACAAAUGAGGAACGCACUUUAAGAUAUAACCUGGUUCAGAUGGUGGAGAAGGAGAAAGCUUACAUAACUUCGCUGAAUUUGCUCCGUAGACAGAGAGAUCUGUUUGGGACCCAACUGCUGAAAUCCCAAGUGGAGCUGAGUCUAGAGAAAAAACGGAGCAGAGUGUCAGAGACCGCGAUGGAGAAUGCUUCUAGCUGA
This is a messenger RNA of Candidula unifasciata, 842 nucleotides long. NCBI's taxonomy places the organism in Eukaryota, Metazoa, Mollusca, Gastropoda, Stylommatophora, Geomitridae. The record is from the annotation of a GenBank genome assembly.